AUGAAGGCAGUUAAAUCGAUUUCAUUGCCUUUCCCAAUACUUUUGUUAGUCAUAUCACAGAUACUCAAAGCUUACUCCCUUUGCCAAAUCAAAGAUAGCAAAACGUUAGCAUACACAAAUGACGAACUCGUGCGGAAAAUGCUACAACGAAAUCGUCCGUGUUAUUGGCGUAAUUAUAUGGUAUGCAAGGAAGAGGGAUACUUUUUAUUCCACACAUCAGACGAUUUCGCUAGUCUAUUAUGUGCUUUGCCACAGUAUCUAUUGACCGCUGGUCAAACUCCCGUACAUAUUGCAUCAGUGUUUAAUUGUUCGGUUAAAGAUGAAAGGUUACAACCACCAGAUAUAACCCGAAACGUCACUGAAUAUUUACUAGCACGCCUUUUGAAUAUACAAAAUAUUAAUAAUAAAAAAGAAUUCUAUGCUUGUUCUUUUUACUCAGGGCAAUGCUCUAAAAAUGUGUUGGAUAAAAUUAUAGUAGUCCCACCACGAAAUGAUUUGGCUUUAAUUUAUGUAGAAAUCAUUUUUUAUAUCGUUGCUGCAGCAAUAGUUUUCAAGUUAUUUCUGUUGAUUCUCAGACCUCCUUCAAGGUCGACUUUAACCGAUGUGACCACUAUCGAAGGCCAGCAAGUGAUUUGUUUAUAUCAAGUAUUCGAUACUGCAGACGCCGUAAAACUAUUUAUUUAUCGUUGUAUUCCGAAAAAGAAGUGCUAUCAAAUACUUCUCCUUCAUUUCAUAUUACUUUUGGGUGGCAUGAUUCCAUUUCUCUGUUCAAUUUUCAAUAUUCAAAAGUUUCGAUACAUAUAUACACAUUUAGAUCUAAGCACUUUGUUGAUGAUUUUGUUAUAUUGGUUGCCUAGCCUUGUCAUAUUUCUCAUCAUUAACCUGUUACUAGGCAUGAUCGUUACUGUCGUAGCUAUCACUUUAACAAGAAACAAGAUUGCACGAGGUUGUGUCAAUUACGUCAAAGCAUCUAAUGAUUGGUUUGCAACUUUUGUUGAUCAAGGAUUCUUUUACAAAAUCGUACAUUGGUUCCAGUUGCACAUAUUUAUUUUUGUGAUUACUUUCAAAGCCAAUGAAUUUAACAUCAAAUCCAGUCGAUGGUAUCGUUACUUUUUAAUAAUCUAUUUUACGAUGUCUUUAGGUUUACUCUGUUACGAAUUGACCAAUUUAUGCAGUAGUAUUCUGGCUAAUAUUAUUAUUGGCGUUGUUCAUCCAAGCGGAAUGCUGCCUCUCCUUGCAACUCAAUUACCCUUUGUAGUUACUUUGAUUGCUUUAAUCCAAAGACACUUUAAUCGAAAGCAAUAUAUACUAGGAUUAUUUAAUGAAUUGAAUGCAAAAGAUAUUCCUGUAUGCAUUGAGACUUAUCGAAGCGAUAACCAAAUUUUGGUCGAAGUUUCCCCUGAUGCUAAUCAAUUUAUUCACCAAAUCCAAGACUUUUUCCAACAGGAAACAUUCCACAAAACCUGUGUCCAAACACUAUUUUAUAUUUAA
Molecule: messenger RNA, 1491 nt
Organism: Trichoplax adhaerens
Lineage: Eukaryota; Metazoa; Placozoa; Uniplacotomia; Trichoplacea; Trichoplacidae
Exons: 2
Coding region: 1-1491 (496 amino acids)
Source: RefSeq, a predicted model, not a curated record